Aspergillus welwitschiae is the source of this 326-nucleotide messenger RNA. RefSeq lists its product as uncharacterized. Bases 30 to 221 code for a protein of 63 amino acids. The record is from RefSeq and is a predicted model, not a curated record. NCBI's taxonomy places the organism in Eukaryota, Fungi, Ascomycota, Eurotiomycetes, Eurotiales, Aspergillaceae. The transcript has a single exon.
GUGACGCUGACUCGGCCAUCCGAGACGCAAUGAGAGCUGCGGACUACUCCAACUUCAGGCUCAAUGCUCCCAGAACUUGGGACAACAUCCUCUUCCAUUGCAAUGAUAACUACACGCUGAAGGUAGUGAAGCAGUGCUCCGGAGCUUAUUGUGUGGACGGUGGUACGAACAAGAAUGAUUACUGCGCCAAGGAGGGCAGUGCUGCAGGUUUUUGGUUCUAAUUUCUUUCACCCUGAUCGUUGUGGUGAGUGAUCGAAUGGGAUGUGUGGUGGGAUUUAUUGUUUGCUAUAUAUGGGGGUUAUGGGAUGUGUCAGUCAGUAUUCAGA